Molecule: messenger RNA, 1146 nt
Organism: Hypoxylon trugodes
Lineage: Eukaryota; Fungi; Ascomycota; Sordariomycetes; Xylariales; Hypoxylaceae
Product: DNA-directed RNA polymerase
Exons: 2
Coding region: 1-1146 (381 amino acids)
Biological process (GO): DNA-templated transcription
Cellular component (GO): RNA polymerase I complex; RNA polymerase III complex
Molecular function (GO): protein dimerization activity; DNA binding
Source: RefSeq, a predicted model, not a curated record
AUGGCACCCUCGUCGGGGAGAAGGCAUCCGCCGAGCGCGGAAGAGCUAGAUAAUCGUAAUAUCGUAGGCAUCAACAAAGAAACGGUAACCGAUACCGUCUCGAACGACUAUCCCGAUAACUACGCCAAUGAAGAGCACGCCUGGGAUAAAGAAGACUUCCGACGAUCCUUCCGAGUCCAAUUCCACGAGAACCAACAAUACGAAUCACAAUUCUCCCUCAUCGGCAUCGACGCCUCCAUCGCAAAUGCCUUCCGCCGUAUUUCCAUCGCCGAGAUCCCAACCCUCGCCAUCGACCUUGUUUUCAUCCACAACAACACUAGCGUGAUCCAAGACGAAGUUCUGGCACACCGUCUAGGUCUCAUCCCGUUUACCGGUGGUAAAAAGGGUCUUCGCGAAUGGAUGCGCUUCUGGCAAAAACCCGCCGAGGGCGCACACUCGUACUCGACCACGUAUGAUAACAACACCGUGUCGCUGAAGUUGAUUGUUAAGUGCACGCACAACAAGGACGCACCGGCGGAUGCUACCGAUCCUAGGGUCUUGUACCAUAAUGCGCAUGUAUACGCGCGCGAUAUUCUCUUCGACCCGUUAGGCGCGCAGUCGAAGUAUUUCUCUGGCGAGGAUGUUAUACGACCCUUCCACCCGGAUAUCUUGAUCGCUAAGCUACGACCUAGCCAGGAGAUUGAUAUUGAAAUGCAUAUGCAUAAGGGUUAUGGUUGGGACCAUGCUAAGUGGAGUCCGGUGGCUACUUCUAGUUACCGACUUAUGCCUACGAUUACAAUUACACAGCCUAUUCUUGGUGCUGAGGCUGAGAAAUUUGCGAAAUGCUUUAUGGAUGGUGUGAUUGGGCUUGAGCCGGUUACGCGACAGGAAGCGCGUACGAAAGGAAGCGGUUAUGAGGGACACGAGGGGGAGUUGAAGGCCGUAGUCAAGAACCCGAUGCGAGAUACUGUUAGCCGUGAGGUUCUACGACAUCCGGAAUUUGAGGGCAAGGUUAAGCUCGGUAGACGGAGGGAUCACUUCAUUUUUUCGAUCGAGAGCACGGGCCAGUGGGACGGUGAUGAGGUUUUCCUUGAGGCUGUCAAGACCCUAAAGAAGAAGUGCCAAGUUCUGCGACCACAGGUCACGAAUAUGGUCUACACUUACUAG